GUCGCCCGGAGACGUCGCCGCGAUGCACCUGACACCUUCGCUGUCUCGCAACGGACGGCUGUCGACGACGAUGAAUUAGGAGCUGCCAGCUCAAGUGCGCGAAUACGAAAAUCAAGAGAGAAGAAGAGAGAUGUGCGUUAUGCGGAGAGGAAGUCUAUCUGGUGGAACAUGAUCGCCGUCAGACGUCCCGUGACUUCCGUCGGAAUUUUCGGCGUUCGCGUAUAGCCGAACUGGAAGGAACUUAAAACCGCGUUUCGAGUGAAUCUAAAUAAAGAACUAUGCAGCGCGGCGGCUGAGGCGCGGGGCGCGGUGCCUCGCCGCACGGGAUAUGCGAGAGUGAGUAAGAAUGGUACAGCGAGCCGCAUGCAGCAGCGAGACGAGCGCAUCCCUCAAUGGCGUGCGGAACGGCGAGCGCGAAGGAGAAACGUCCGGCGUCGGCGUCGCGACGGAUGCGGUGGUAGCGCGAGGUGCCGUUACGGACGGCGAGGUUACGGCUUCCCUCACGCGCGGCAGCGGCGGCAGAUUCUCCCUGUUCAGGUGGUUCAAGCGUAAUCGCGACUCAACCGUGGAGAAAGAACGGCGAGCGAGCGCGAGGCCGAACGAUGACAGCGUCGUUCGACGUCGCAGCAGCGUCUACUCCAGCGCGGAAAGCGUAGACACCUUCUACAGCACGACGACGGUGCGCAGUUUCGCGUUUCACGCGGGAACUCUCGGCCGUUGCGACGUGCUGUCGCUGGACAUCCUUAAUCAGGCCGCCGAGGUCGGCCCGUUCGCCGCCGGAGCCUCGAAGGUGUCCGUGGGCAACAAAGAGAACGACGCGUCGGCGGCGGUCGCCAGCACGCUACCGACGAACGUGCACUCCAGGAGGCGAGACAUCACUGCCAGAUACUCGCUGCACCCGUCGACGACCUUCGGCUCGUGCGGAAAUUUUCCGACGCCCGGGUUAUCGAGCGCAUCGAGAAGACACGACGAGCGCGCGAGGACCGGUUGCAAUGGAUCUGCGCGGCGGCGGGUUCACGUGAAGGGAAAACGUAAAGCGCCCAACCCUCCCGGCGCGGUGGUCAAGGUCGCGGAGGUCGAUGCACGCGAAACGUCCGCGAGGCACAGCGGCAGACGAAAACGGCGGGCGCCGCGACCGCCCCUGGAAAAUCGUUCCGCCGAAGAGCAGUCGGGACUGCUCAUCACCAAUGGCGGUAACAUGGAGAUAGAGGAGCGGAAGAAUGCCGACGAGGGACAAUCGAUCAGUAACGACACACUAGUUCUUCAGGGUGGUAUGCUGCUGUCGAAAAAGGAAGUUGGCAACAAGGAACUUUUAAAGGCCGCGAAGAAGGACGACGCCGGAACGUCCAGCGUGACAGUUCAUCAGGAAAGAGCGCACAGUCCCAUCGGCGGAACUCUGAGCGCAGCCAUGCCGCGACCUUGGUACAAGCGCAGCGUUUUCGAGCACUCCCGUGACUCCGGCUCGUCGAAAAGAGGCGCUUUUCGCAGCCCUGCGACGUCCGUUGAAACGAAGGAAGAAUGCAUCGGCACGAACAUGACUGCUACCGCGAAUUAUUCCGUCGACGCUUCUCUGUCGAGAUUAAAUUUUUUCCAUCGCGGAGAGCGACAUAGCGACGACAGAAAGCGACAGGAGGCUAAACGAAAGUCCGGCCUGUCCAUCCUGACGAACAUCAGCGAGCUGGAUAAGGAAGCGGCGGCGAUCGUGCAGGAAGAGCAGGCGAGAACGAGAGCGUCGAUGUUGUUGAAAUCGUCACAAUUCGCCGACGCCUUCGAGAAGAGCGAUGACGUCAACGAGGAGAUUGUACAGGACAUCGUUACCUCGGCGAUGGAGAGCUCGUCGCCGCGACGGGGCACGCGUGCGCUGAUCUCAAAAUUCAAUGCCAUCAGCAACAUCACCAAGGUCACGGUCAAUGCCAACUUCUUUGCGCGAAGAGAUCAGCCGGGUUGCAGACUCGAUCGAGACGCGGCGAGAAACAGCAGAUUCGAGCAGAUCGGAGAUUGGAGAAACCAGAGGUUCUCGAUGCAGCAGGAUCUCGGCCAAAACGUGCGCGUUGACAAAGACAUCUCCAGAUAUUUUUUGCCACAGCAGAGACCAUCGAGAAGUAAAACUGAGGCAGCACACGCGGACGUGAAGCCGACAAACAUAAAAAUUGCGAUCAAGGAGCAGAACGAUCAGCUGAUGCAAGACACGUCUAAUAGAAUAUCUCUUUUGCAAAGCCAGCUCGCUGCAAAUCGGGCGAACGAGAAGAUUCAGAAGGACAUCAUAUCGCCGGUAACUGAAGAGAAAAUAAGAUCGCGACAAGAAAUCAGAAGAGAAAAGAAGGAGAAAGAAUCGCCGAGAUUAAACAGCGAAAUUAGUAGAAAAUUUUUGCUCUCCCGUGCUCGUAAUUUAGCUGAAAGCACGGAAAACGCGUUAGGUCUUCUUCGAGAGAAGACGGAGCGAGAUGGCGAACGGCCGGAGGGAACGCAGAAGGAAUUCUCCGACAUCUUCGACGAGAUCGACCGGCAGCUGCGCUCAAGAGAGUUCAAGCUGAUUGAGCGAAGACCAGCAGUCGAAUCCGACAGAGCCAAAGUUCCGAAGGAUGAAGCUACGUCGAGUAAAGUGGCCAAAGUGCUCGAUAUCCUGGUGGAAGCCGAGAAGGAUGGCAAGACAAGAUCAGCGAUACAAUCUGCACGAUCGAUACCGGGCAAGGAAGCCUCGCGUUUGAUUGACUCGGAUCAGAAGGCGAAGUCUAGUAAGACAAAAUCAACCGUCCUCAAUACCGUCGAGGACCCAAUUACCGCGGAUUUGAAGGAGAUGCUGAAGGAGAUGAAGCACUCGUUACCGAAGCGGCCGAAACCGAAGAAGGUUACGUCAAAUGACGGCGACAUUCUCGAAAAGGUUGAGAAACGCUCGCCCGUAUCUGCGAACAAGACGUACGUCGCGUCGGUCACGUCGACGAGGACGGAUGCAACGUCAUUGAACGAUUACGAGGCGGAUAAGCAAAAGGUGUCCUCGUCCGUGCAAACCAGUGGAAACAUUCGUAGAUUGAAUCAGCCUUCUACUUCCGCAGAACGACCAUCUACAUCGGGUUGGAAACACGAGAACGUGCUCUACAGAACUUCUGGCAAGGGUUCGGCCCUCGUGAAGAAUACUUUUCAACUGAUACGACCGCGCGAUUUCGCCGAGAUAGAAGCGAUGAAGACUACGAAGGAGGUUUACAAGGAAAACACUUAUGCGAAUGUGAUAGAACCAUCUCUGUACGCGAAUGCUCACGUUCCUCCCGCCUCGCCAAAACAACAACCAGAUCCGACACGAUCUAAGGAUAUUUCGCAAAAUAGUAAUGUUAAAGUACCGUCCAAUAUUGUGAUCGAGAAUAAAAUUACGCUAAACGAAGAUGAGUUUUCAGAGGAAGACGAUAAUUCAAGAGAGAGGAACAUGAAUACCCUGGCUAUAAAUCGAUUGCUAAGAAAGCUGGAAGGGGCCAUCGCAUCAGGCCAUCAUCAGCAAGCUGCGGGAUUAGCGAAGGAAUUGGCAAGGCUCAAGAUCCAUUGUUCUGUGAUACGACAGCGUUCGGCGGCGCGUUUGAAGGAUCAGUCGAUUAAAGUCAAUAUGUAUAUCGAAGACAAACUCGCGCACCAAGGGCCUAUACCGCUUCAGCUGCCGACGGGAAUGACGGUGGCCGAACUCAAGACAAAGAUACAUACGGAAUUCGAGAUACCCACGAACGUGCAGCGAUGGAUCGUCGGGAAAAACUUGGCCGAUCGCGACGACGUUACGCUCAACGAAUUACACGCAGUGGAUGGCUUACCGGUGUUUCUUUACCUCGUAGCUCCUGAAUUGCAUAUCGACAAUGCGACGCAAGCGAGCAAAGCGCAAGUCGCGGAAGAUGAAGUUCCUGAGGAUUUGCCGCAAGAUCCGCCAGCGGUAGUCUUGCAAACAAUCGAAGAAAAUCAGGAAAUUAUCGAGAGAGAGGAUGUAACGUUAGCAACAAACGAGGAUCAGCGAGACACCGUGGAGAUAGACAUAUCGGAAGAUGUCAAGAUGGGACGAUACGAGGAAUUGAUAUCGUUGGAGAACUGGGACGUCAUUCCGAAUUCCGAGCCGAUCGAGUGCCCAAUAUGCUUCGUUACAUACGGGCCGCGCGAAGGUGUAAUUCUCAGGGACUGUUUACACAUGUUCUGCAGGCCAUGCAUUGCCAAUACAAUCGCGUACUGCGAGGAAGCCGAGGUGAAAUGCCCAUACAGAGACGCCGACUAUACGUGUGAAUCAACCCUUCAGGAACGUGAGAUCAAGGCGCUCGUCGAGCCGGAAGUUUAUCAGCAACACCUCGCGAAGUCGAUCGCGCAAGCGGAGAACAACGCUGGAAACAAGGCUUUUCACUGCAAGACACCGGACUGCCCUGGUUGGUGUAUUUACGACGAUGACGUGAAUAAUUUCCUGUGCCCCGUGUGUGGAGCUAAUAAUUGUCUUACCUGUCAGGUUGUUCACACUGGGAAGAAUUGCAAGCAAUAUCAGCAGGAGUUGCAACUUUCGAAAGAAACUGAUCAAGAAUCUAGAAGAACAGCAGCAAUGCUCAAGGAAAUGGUUGACAGAGGUGAGGCACUUGCCUGUCCGACAUGUGCCGUCGUUCUUAUGAAAAAAUGGGGUUGUGACUGGCUAGUUUGCUCAAUGUGUAAAACGGAAAUAUGUUGGGUUACCAGAGGGCCGCGUUGGGGUCCAGGAGGUAAAGGUGAUACAUCCGGUGGCUGUAAAUGUGGUGAAAAUGGAAUCAAGUGUCAUCCCCGUUGCAAUUACUGCCACUGAAGAAUUAUAAUUGCCAUGACAAUAAGUGAACAUGACAUUUAUGAUGACAAUAAGAUGUCUCUGAAAUGCUUUUAUAUCAUUAUUCGUAUUUGACACAUAACGAUUUACAGAUCUGCGAUGCGGCUUUUUAUAUGUAUUUAAUAUAAGUUCGACUCUGAUAAAACAGUGUGCAAUAGGAAUUACACGCUGUUUGCUCAAUGAUUAAUCCUUUUCUCUCACCGGCACUGGCCGUGACAGAAUUUUAGAUGGAAGGAAUUAGAAGUGAGAUACUAAUAAAAAGAAGCACACA
Linepithema humile (Argentine ant) is the source of this 5075-nucleotide messenger RNA. RefSeq lists its product as uncharacterized. The record is from RefSeq and is a predicted model, not a curated record. Gene Ontology annotation, cellular component: ubiquitin ligase complex. NCBI's taxonomy places the organism in Eukaryota, Metazoa, Arthropoda, Insecta, Hymenoptera, Formicidae. Gene Ontology annotation, biological process: proteasome-mediated ubiquitin-dependent protein catabolic process; protein linear polyubiquitination. Gene Ontology annotation, molecular function: ubiquitin binding; ubiquitin-protein transferase activity.